Cricetulus griseus (Chinese hamster) is the source of this 3171-nucleotide messenger RNA. The record is from RefSeq and is a predicted model, not a curated record. Lineage: Eukaryota; Metazoa; Chordata; Mammalia; Rodentia; Cricetidae.
GGCUUCCGGCCGACAUUGCACGACUGCAUCGCUUCCGGCGGCGCGCCGGUGACGUGCGUGAGCGCGCCGGGCCGCGUGGAGGCGGUUCGGUGGAUGGAGGUCAGCGAGGGUGAUCGCUGCACCAUUCCCGCGUCAUGGAGAGACUGGGUUACUGACGGAACAAGACUGGGCAGCAUUGUUGAAAGAAGCUUGGAUAUGUAGCGUGUUCUCGAUGAAGGACUUUGGAAUCACUUGCUAGGAGUCUUAUCUCCCUCCCUCUCCCCGACUCCCACCAUCAUGGCAGUUCGCCUGAUGAAGCGAUGCACGUGCCUGUUGAGAGACACUACCCGCCUAGUCCCUACCAUUACUCCAGUUGGCCGAGUGAGACUUGCUGGGGUGGCCUGUAAGACUUUGACCUCCUCAGUCAGUUCCCCCUCCUCGGGUUCCUUGACAGAGCUGUUGGGAAAAGAGCAAGUGUUUACUCCCUACCCAGAGCACCAAGAGGUGGACCACCUUAUUGAGAAAGCCACCAGGCCAGAGGAGCUGCUUGAACUGCUAGGUGGUGGUUAUAGCCUGCACCGCAAUCAUCCGGCCCUCAUACUCAUCCGGCUCUCUUAUCUGCUGUCUGAGAAGCCAAAGGAAAAGGCCUUGCUUGUAGAGGAUGCUCGCUUUCUGCAACUUGUCAGUCGGAUUGACAGUCAGGUUUCUUCCAUCUGGCAUGGGACCCUCGUGAAGCUGCUGAGGAGCAUGUAUACACUAGUGCUUCCUCAGAUGUCCAAGGAGCUGCGGUCCGUGGAACAGGAAGUGCGCUGGCGUCUGCGAAGGUUAAAGUAUAAGCACUUGGUCUUCCUGGUUGAGUCCUGUACCUCCUACAUGCAGGAGCAGCACUCCCAGGAGCUCCUGGCUGAGCUGCUGAUGCACCUGGAGAGGCGCUGGACAGAGAUCAAUGACAGCCGUACAGUGGUAACCAUGAUGAUGAAGGCAGGACACCUCUCAGAGUCACUGAUGAACCGCCUGGAAGACAAGUGCCUGGAGCUGGUGGAGCAGUUUGGCCCUGAUGAGCUGCGGAAGGUGUUAGUGACGCUGGCAGCACAGAGCCGGCGGUCGGUGCCCCUGCUGCGGGCCAUCUCCUACCACCUGGUACAGAAGCCCUUCCCACUGACGAAAGGCGUGCUCCUGGACCUGGCCUAUGCCUAUGGUAAACUCAAUUUCCACCAGACCCAAGUGUCCCAGCGCCUGGCUGCUGACCUCCUGCCCUUUGUUCCCAGCAUGACACUUGGUGAGGUAGCCCGUUGUACCAAGUCCUUUGCCUUCCUCAAGUGGCUGAACCUGUCCUUAUUUGAAGCCUUUACUCAGCAUCUCCUGAGCAGAGUCCAGGAUGUCUCCCUGACCCACCUGUGCAGCAUUCUUCUCGCUUUCGCCCGUCUGAACUUUCAUCCUGAACAAGAAGAUGAGUUCUUCAAAUUGGUGCAUGAGAAGCUGGACUCCAUGCUGGGGAGCCUGGAGCCAACCCUGCAGGUGGACCUGGUGUGGGCACUCUGUGUGCUGCAGCAAGUUCGAGAAGCAGAGCUGCAAACAGUUCUCCAUCCUGGACUUCACACACAAUUUCUAGGGAGCAAGUCUCCAAAGGACCAGAGUACUUUCCAGAAGUUGGUUCACAUCAACACCACCGCCCUGCUGGAGCACCCUGAAUAUAAAGGCCCCUUCCUGCCAGCCUCAGCUGUAGCCCUCUGUCCCUCAUCCUCUAGCAAGCAGAUGACACCUCUUCAGAAGGAGCUGCAGGAGACACUGAAGGAACUGCUGGGGAGCACUGACCAGGGCAGGCUGGAUGUGGUCACCCAAUAUGGCUGGGUGCUGGAUGCAGAGGUGCUCCUGGAUACGGAUGGCCACUUUCUGCCCCUGAGAGAUUUUGUUGCUCCUCACCUUGCCCAGCCAGUUGGGAACCGGCCACUGCCCCCAGGAGCUAAAAGGAUCGCUUUCCUGCGCUGGGAGUUCCCUAACUUCAACAGCCGAAGCAAGGACUUGUUGGGCCGUUUUGUCCUGGCUCGCCGACAUGUGCUGGCUGCAGGCUUCCUGGUAGUAGAUGUCCCAUAUUAUGAAUGGCUGGAUCUCAAGUCUGGAUGGCAGAAAGGUGCCUACCUCAAGGACAAGAUGCGAAAAGCAGUGGCUGAGGAGCUAGCCAAAUGACCGUUCCCAUCAGUUCAGAUUGCUUCCCAGAGACCUGGCUGCUCAGUGACCCAGCAGUGAGUGCUGGACAAGCCAGAGUUGUACCCCUUAAAAGGAUGAACCAUCCCUAUAGGACCUUGGUCAGAGCAGUGGAUGGUCAGCAGCUCCAAGGGACAAGUGGUCCUAAUAAAUCUUUGGUUUUGGUGGAUGCCAGGUAUCCUCCUAGGCUCUGUAUUUAUCUCCUCUAUCCCCCACCGCUCCCCCCUCCAUUUUGGACACACAGACCCUAUCUCCUUCCCUAGCUCUCCAGGAUUCUACCCAGUGUACUCUCCUCCCCCAACACCCCAAUAGUGCUUGCGUGAUACAGCACAGCAGAGGAGGGCUGACCUGAGAGACAGAAAAACUGGGACUUGAAUGGGAAGACACUUGGAUUCUAGGAGUGAGGAGCUUGCCAGGAAACGGACUAGGCUUGGAGGGUACAGCAGAGUUUUAAUUACGGUUCUGAGUGGUUCCUUCCCAUGCCCCUGUGACUAGGGAGUAUCUCAUGGUAACAGGUGGUGUGGGAGCAUUGGGAAAAGAAAAAAGUCCAUUUGGCUGAUACCACAGGAUCCAUAGUCAGACUGUCACUCUUAUGACUACCUUAACCACAGCCAACUCAGGAGCCACAAGUUCAAGUUGGAGGCCUGAGCCCUUGUUCCUGAAGAGCAAGAGUGUCUGCAGGAGACUCCCAUAGACAGGGCUUGCCCAAAGAGGAGUCUUAAGACAAAGGAGGUUCUUAUCCUACUCUACGUUCUUCCCAAAACAUCAGUCUGAGUCCUCUGGCUUGGCACUUGUGUUGUCCUGCACACACCUGCUCGUUACCACAGAGGUGAAGUGGAGUGGAGCAGAAAGGUGGCUGGAACUGGCGUGAGGGAAGGAAUAGCUGGCCACAGCUUGUCUGAAUCGAGGUAGGACAGGAAUAUAAUGCUGACAAGCCAGCUGGGGUGGCUUGUUGGUGUGUGAGGAAAUAAAGGUUUGUGCUGCUAA